Chlamydomonas reinhardtii is the source of this 2643-nucleotide messenger RNA. RefSeq lists its product as uncharacterized. The record is from RefSeq and is a predicted model, not a curated record. Gene Ontology annotation, biological process: vesicle-mediated transport. Lineage: Eukaryota; Viridiplantae; Chlorophyta; Chlorophyceae; Chlamydomonadales; Chlamydomonadaceae. The coding region runs from base 348 to 1835 and encodes 495 amino acids. Gene Ontology annotation, molecular function: GTPase activator activity. The transcript has 10 exons.
AUCAUACUUUCGCAAAUUCGCACAAAGGCCAGACUGCAAGCGUCUUUCAGCUAAGUCGCUGGACAGGACGUGGCAAUGUCGCUGCGUACGAUGACACUCGCACCUGUGCUUCAGCAGCUUUGCCGGGGCAGGGCGCGAAGUGAGCGAGACCCGGUGAAACCAGGGUGAAAUCAGGGUGAAACCGUGUCAAUACGGUACACGCACAUCCGCACAUCCAUUGAUGAUCCAUUUGCUUGCGCUUUACUUGUACAGUGCAGCGGAGAAGCAUACUUAGUCACUUCAAGUCACAAUAUAAACGCCCGCGAGCUCGUGUGUUGAUUGAAUCCCACCUCGCCAGCGUCGUCGCGAUGGCCUCUGCAGAGGCUCUCGCUGUGCUGAGAGAGCUGCAAUCCAAGCCCGACAAUAGGGUAUGCUGCGACUGUGAGAUGAAGAACCCGCAAUGGGCUUCAGUCUCGUACGGCAUAUUUAUGUGCUUAGAAUGUAGCGGUCGCCACCGCGGCCUGGGCGUGCACAUCUCCUUUGUGCGGUCUGUGGGCAUGGACGCGUGGAGCGCGGACCAGCUGAAGAAGAUGCAGCUGGGCGGCAACGCCAAGCUGAACACAUUUCUGAAGCAGUACGGCAUAGAGAAAAGCACGGACAUCAAGGACAAGUACAACAGCAGAGCAGCAGAGUUCUACCGCGAGAAGCUGCGUGCGGAUGUGGAGGGCCGCGACUACACGCCGCCCUCACCCGCGGAAGUGGGGCCGCCUGUGCUGUCUGGCGGCAGCAUGGGCGCCAAGACCGGAAGCGCACGCAGUCUGGCGGCGCACUCGCAGCAUGGGUCGCCCGCCAAACGCGCGGACGACGACUGGGGUGACUGGAGCGCCAGCGGCGGCGCCAGCGCGAGCGCUAGCGGGGCGGGCAGCCAUACGCAACGUGCGGGGAGCGAGUACACGAAGGCGCAGCUGGAGGCGUCUGCGGCAGGCAAGGAGUCCUUCUUUGCGCGCAAGAUUCAGGAGAACGCCACCAAGCCGGAGGGCCUGCCCCCCAGCCAGGGGGGCAAGUACGUGGGUUUCGGCUCCGCGCCUGCGCCCCGCCCCAAGCCCGCUGCGGGCGGCGUGGACGAUCUGACCAACCUGCUGUCCUCCACCCUCACCACCGUCACGCGCGCGGCGGAGACAGCCGCCAAGAGCGCCACCCUGGCGGUCAAGAGCGGCUCGGCGCAGCUGACGCAGACGCUGCAGGAGAAGCACGUGGGCGAGACGCUGAGCGCCAACGCCAAAGUGGUUGGCGAGAAGGCGGCGCACGUGGCGCAGACGGGCUUCGCGGCGCUGUCUGGCCUGUAUGCGCGUGUGGCCUCUUCGGUGGAGCAGGCGGCGCGGCAGAACGGCUACAACGUGGACCUGGGCUCGCGCGCGGCGGCGGCAGCGUCGACCACCUCCAGCAGCCGGGCCGCCGGACACAGCGGCGGCGGCGCGCCGUCCUCCGACUACCAGCAGGCGCCCAGCUCCUGGGACGCAGGAAAUGACGAGGACUACCGCUCGGCGCAGCAGCAACAGCAGCAGCCCAGCGGCGGCAUACGGGGAGGAGGCGGGGGCGGCUUCAGCGGCUUUGACGCGGAGGGCGAUGAUGCGGAAGGUUGGGGCGGCUGGGGGGACAACAAGGCUCCCUCUUCGUCUGGGCGGUCUGCUGCAGGAGCAGGCGCCGCGGCCCACAGCGGCGGCAGCGCACGGCCGUCGGGCGGUGCGGUCGGCGGCGUUGCGGCGGCCACCCACAAGUCUAAAAGCAUGCCGGCGCUCAGUAAGGGCGGCAAGAGCGGCGAUGACGGGGAGGACGAUGAGUGGGGCAAGUGGUAGAAUGCAGAGCGCGGAGCGGCAUCGCACGGCUAUACUGGUGGGACCAGGCGCGGUUGCUUGGUGGAUGGUUAUGGUGCGGAAAAGUACCUGUGUCUCGUUAGUGUUCUUGGCCUGUGCGUUUACUCGCACGGGGUGUACUCCUAGUUUCUGAGCAUGGAACGGGUGCAUUGCUCGAGGCAUGACCAGCUUGUGGGGUGUGCGGCAGGCUGGAAGUGGCAAGCUAAUCUGCAGAGGAUAUGGAAGUAAUAUCAACAGUGGCCACGUUCUUCCAGGUCCAGAAGUCAACCUCUUAGUCACGGCCCCGGCUACUGUUCGUUCGGUCUCGUGAGUGAGGCAAUGAGCACGGUGCACCCGUUCUUUUGAAGCCCAUGAGCGGAGCCCCCACCGCCACGCGUCGGACUUGGCGUUACAGCUGGGUGAUUAGGGUGAGGGGGUGGAAAGCUCAGGAUCUUACCCCAUGCUCAAAAUUGUAGUGCUUCAGGAGAUCAUUACGUACGUACUUCUAGUUCUGUCAGGGGUUGUCUGACGAGUUCUGGGACAAAGUCGGGGGGGUCUGUCGUCGUGCCUGCGGGGUCCACCGGGUAUCGGGAGCCAAUCGUGGCGAGUGGCGGAUGUGGGGAAGCGCACCACGAACGUGUAUGGGGGGGUUGGUUCGAGUUCGGCGAUUCUAAAGUUACUGAGUUUACAGAGGCGGGGUGGGACUGGGUGGGCAUGAUUGCGCAGGUGGCUAACGUUGCGCAAGGGUGCCGCAGGUCCGAACGGCACGGACUGUUGGUUCCGGAUUCCAUGGAUGUAACGAACGUCUACU